AUGAUGGGAUUGGGGGGCAUAAGAGGGGAGUUAAUUUAUAACAGAACCUCGUAUACCCCAAGAACAUACAUCAUCCGUAAAGGAAUAAAUAUACUGCCGCUGAGUAAUUUGUGUUCCAGAGACUUGACGGCAGUCAAAAUAAAGACGGCUGGCGGGGGCGGAACUGAGGAAAUCGUCAUUGUAUCAGCAUACCUUCCUUACGACAGUCCGGAACCACCACCAACCAGGGAAGUGGAGGAGUUGGUUAGGGCCUGCCAAGCAGAGGGACUACAACUUAUAAUUGGCUGUGAUGCCAAUGCACACCAUCUAACCUGGGGAAGCACAAACACCAAUGAAAGAGGUGAGCACUUACUACAGUUUAUUAUGGCAAAUAACUUGGACAUUUUGAACAUAAGCAAUAAACCUACUUUCGUAAAUGCGAGAUGUAGUGAAGUGAUAGACGUAACGAUAGGAACUACAUUUGUAAGUAACUACGUUCGGAAAUGGAAUGUGUCCGAUGAGGAAAGUUGUUCAGACCAUCGACACAUAAACUUUGAAAUCGGGGGGAUUCAGACCUCGAUCCUAACAUAUCAAAAUCCUCGGAAAACAAACUGGGGAGCCUAUACGGUGGACCCGGAAACCUGUUUAGAUCGCAUGGAUUUUGACAUCCAUUGA
Molecule: messenger RNA, 654 nt
Organism: Leptinotarsa decemlineata (Colorado potato beetle)
Lineage: Eukaryota; Metazoa; Arthropoda; Insecta; Coleoptera; Chrysomelidae
Molecular function (GO): catalytic activity
Source: RefSeq, a predicted model, not a curated record